Molecule: messenger RNA, 1807 nt
Organism: Antrostomus carolinensis (chuck-will's-widow)
Lineage: Eukaryota; Metazoa; Chordata; Aves; Caprimulgiformes; Caprimulgidae
Product: cadherin-10
Exons: 7
Coding region: 126-1550 (474 amino acids)
Biological process (GO): cell migration; adherens junction organization; synaptic membrane adhesion
Cellular component (GO): catenin complex; adherens junction; plasma membrane
Molecular function (GO): cadherin binding; calcium ion binding; beta-catenin binding
Source: RefSeq, a predicted model, not a curated record
UCCACCUCCGCAUCCCUGAGUCCUCCCCAGUUGGGACAGCCAUUGGCAGCGUCAAAGCCACAGAUGCAGACACUGGAAAAAAUGCAGAAGUAGAGUACAGAAUUAUAGAUGGAGAUGGGACAGAUAUGUUUGAUAUUGUGACACAGAAGGACACACAGGAAGGCAUCAUAACUGUGCGAAAGCCACUGGACUAUGAAACAAGACGACUUUAUACCUUGAAAGUAGAAGCUGAGAAUACCCAUGUGGAUCCACGCUUCUAUUAUCUUGGGCCUUUCAAAGAUACCACUAUUGUGAAAAUCUCUGUAGAAGAUGUAGAUGAACCUCCUGUCUUCAGCAGAUCAUCUUACCUUUUUGAGGUGCAUGAAGAUAUUGAGUUGGGGACAAUAAUAGGAACGGUAAUGGCACGGGAUCCUGAUUCAGCUGCAAGUCCGAUCAGGUUUUCUCUGGAUCGUCACACUGACCUUGACAGGAUAUUUAAUAUUCAUUCUGGAAAUGGGUCCAUCUAUACUUCUAAGCCACUUGACCGUGAGAUAUCACAAUGGCACAAUCUUAGCGUUAUAGCAGCUGAGAUCAACAACCCCAAAGAUACUACUCGCGUUCCUGUCUAUGUAAGAAUUUUGGAUGUUAAUGACAAUGCCCCACAGUUUGCUGUAUUCUAUGAUACUUUUGUAUGUGAAAAUGCAAGAGCUGGACAGCUUAUUCAAACCAUAAGUGCAGUAGACAAAGAUGACCCUCUUGGUGGACAAAAAUUUUUCUUCAGUUUAGCUGCUGUGAACCCUAACUUCACUGUUCAGGAUAAUGAAGAUAACACUGCCAGAAUUUUGACAAGAAGGAAUGGCUUUAGUCGACAUGAAAUAAGUACUUACCUUUUACCAGUGGUGAUAUCGGACAAUGACUACCCAAUCCAGAGCAGCACUGGCACGCUGACCAUUCGAGUGUGUGCCUGCGACAGCCGGGGGAACAUGCAGUCCUGCAACGCUGAGGCCUUGCUCCUCCCGGCUGGACUCAGCACAGGGGCACUGGUUGCCAUUCUCCUCUGCAUCGUUAUCCUGCUAGUUAUAGUGGUGCUGUUUGCUGCUCUGAAGAGGCAACGAAAGAAGGAGCCUUUGAUCCUCUCUAAAGAGGACAUCAGAGACAACAUUGUGAGUUAUAAUGAUGAAGGCGGUGGAGAGGAAGACACCCAAGCCUUUGAUAUUGGCACACUGAGGAAUCCUGCAGCAAUCGAAGAUAAGAAGCUUCGACGAGACAUUAUCCCUGAAACGUUAUUUGUACCACGGAGGACUCCUUCAGCACCAGAUAACACAGAUGUCCGAGAUUUCAUUAACCAAAGGCUAAAGGAGCACGACACUGAUCCUUCUGCACCGCCGUAUGACUCACUUGCAACCUAUGCCUAUGAAGGAAAUGAUUCAAUAGCUGAAUCCUUGAGCUCCUUAGAGUCGGGUACUACCGAAGGAGACCAAAACUAUGAUUACCUCCGAGAAUGGGGCCCUCGGUUUAAUAAGCUUGCUGAAAUGUAUGGUGGAGGAGAAAGUGAUAAAGACACUUCUUAACCUACAGUAGGCUACCUUUUUGUUUCCUUUAAGCGGAAGUAAUUUUACAGACACCUUCUACACUCUACAAUAUUUAACAUUCAGGAAAAUUUUCCUGCCACUCAGCACAAUGGUUUCCUUUUAAAAUUUGUUUAAAUUUGUCCAUUAAUGUCAUUCAUUCUUUCUAGUAGAAUGCCACUUGGAAUAUAUACAGCAUUUUAUUUAAUCACCUUCCAAGAGCCAAAGCUAUGGAAAUUCAGUGUUGUCCAUUUUAGUAA